UCUUAGUGCCCUAUCUGUUAAUGCUGUUCCUAUGUGGCGUCCCUCUCUUUUUCAUGGAAUCUUCCAUGGGCCAAUUCGGGGGUACCGGCUGCAUAACGAUGUUUCGAAUGAGCCCAUUGUUCAAAGGUGCGGGCUUCGCUAUCGUCAUUGUCAAUAUUAUCUGCACGAUGUACUACAAUGUCAUAAUAGCUUAUCCACUCAUGUUUUUGGUAAUGUCGCUAAGAAAUACUCUGCCCUGGGAGGAUUGCGACAAUCCGUGGAACACGUAUGGCUGUUUAAAGCUUGGCGGCGAAGUGUUUACAAAAAAAAAUACAACGGAUCAAAUUCAAUUGAUUGAAAAUACUAAAACACCCGCUGAUGAAUUUUUUCAUAAUCACAUUCUCAAGAUAUCCGACAGUAUAGAUGAUAUUGGCGGAAUAGUUUGGCCAUUAUUCGUUUGUAACUUAAUCUCAUGGAUUAUAGUCUUUCUAUGUAUUUGCAAUGGCGUUAAAACUGUCGGCAAGGUUGUUUAUUUUACCGCGACGUUCCCGUUUAUCAUCUUGUUCGUUCUUUUCAUCAGAGGCGUCACGCUUCCCGGCGCCAUGGAUGGAAUUCUCUUCUACAUCAUGCCGAAAUGGGACGAGCUAUUAAAUUUAAAAGUAUGGGCAGAUGCAGCGAUUCAAAUUUUUUUUUCCCUUGGUCCUGGUUGGGGCGGUAUCGUAAACAUGGCCAGUUACAAUCCAUUUCAAAAUAAUAAUCGAUUAGACUCGAUAUUAGUGCCCAUUUUGAAUUGCGGCACAAGUAUCUUCGCUGGCUUCGUCGUUUUCUCGGUGCUUGGCUUUAUGGCUUACAAAACUGGGCUUCCUGUAUCAACGGUCGCAACCGGAGGGCCCGGGCUUGCCUUUGUCACAUAUCCGGAAGCAAUAACAAUGCUUCCUUUCCCUCAAUUUUGGGCUGUCCUAUUUUUCUUCAUGCUUUACCUCUUAGGAAUGGACAGUUGCUUUGUACAAAUUGAAGCUAUAAUAUCGAGCGUUACGGAUGCAUAUCCAGACUUGAGAAAGCGUAAGCACAUGGUUACCCUAGUGUCAUUGGUACUUUUAUUUCUGGGAUCUAUUGUUUUUGUUACAAAUGGCGGAAUGUACAUUCUUCAAAUGUUUGAUUGGUAUGCUGCGUCGAUCUCUGUUAUCUCUAUUUGCCUCGUCGAAGUAAUUGUCGUAGGAUGGACUUACGGCUGUGAGAAUUUCGUUCGAGAUGUCGAAUUCAUGAUCGGGGAAAAAUUGCACUGGUGGUGGCCACUCUGCUGGAAAUAUAUAACACCUAUUAUAUUAUCCUUUAUUUUUGUGACAACGAUAAUGUUCAAUACUCGAUUAACUUAUAACGGAAUCGCUUAUCCGGAGUGGGCUGUCGCCCUCGGCUGGUGCUCGUGCCUUAUCAGUAUGCUGUGUAUCCCUGGAUACGCUAUUUGCUACUUGACCUUCUCUAAGGGAAGUCUGAAAGAAAAAAUCGAAUACGGGAUAAAUCCAACGAAAGAAUGGGGACCUCAGAAGAAGGAGAACCGCGAAGCUUGGGAGAAAUUUGUUAAAAAUACACGAAGACUUUCUGAUCGCUCGUUGGUCAAUAGCGUUAAAGUAACAAAAUGCUAAAGUAGGAGAGCGCCCAAUAGAUUAAGAUUGUACGUAAGUUUUGAUAAAGAGUACGAUAAUAUGAAAUUCAUAAUGAAUGGCCCAUCGAGCGUCCAACGAUUGAUUGCACCUUUAAUUAAAAAAGAGAGAAAAGAACAU
Messenger RNA from Ceratosolen solmsi marchali, 1760 nucleotides. RefSeq names its product sodium- and chloride-dependent glycine transporter 1-like. The transcript is spliced from 13 exons. NCBI's taxonomy places the organism in Eukaryota, Metazoa, Arthropoda, Insecta, Hymenoptera, Agaonidae. Gene Ontology annotation, molecular function: amino acid:sodium symporter activity. Bases 21 to 1622 code for a protein of 533 amino acids. Gene Ontology annotation, cellular component: plasma membrane. The record is from RefSeq and is a predicted model, not a curated record. Gene Ontology annotation, biological process: amino acid import across plasma membrane; sodium ion transmembrane transport; nitrogen compound transport.